AUGGACAACAUCUCGGAGAUUCUACAGACCAUUCAUAUUGGUGCAGUUGUUGCAACUUUCCUUUUCAACACUGGACGUAUUAUAAGAGCAGUAGACAUCUUUAACGAAUGUUUGGUGCUCCUUAACGGUAAAGCCCUAGAGACAAUCAAAGAACUUACCACACCACUUCUUAUCUAUGUAUACCGUAAGCUUCUUGAUGGCUUUACUCUUGUGUACGAUCACACCCGUGCGACAGAAUGUAAUAAAAGGCUUUUAGCGACACUACACAAUAGUACAAGUGGCCAAAAAGAAGUAGAAGGGAUGACAUUACUUAAACUAGCGAACAUCUACUAUCAAACAAGCAAAUACGAGGAAGCAAAACAGUUUUACAAGAGAGCACUCAGCAUCAUGAUUGAGGCUGGAGAUAAUGACGGAGUUGAAACAUGUUACGGGAAUCUAGGAACUGUGUUUCUUUCUGUUGGUCAAUAUGCCAAGGCUAAAGAAUACCUUCAAAAAGCACUAGUGAUCAAGAAAGAAAUCGGUGACAAACAAGGAGAAGCAUCUGCUUACGGAAAUCUAGGAACUGUGUUUCAAUCUGUUGGUCAAUAUACCAAGGCUGAAGAAUACCUUCAAAAAGCACUGGUGAUCAGGAAAGAAAUCGGUGACAAACAAGGAGAAGCAUCAGAUUACGGAAAUCUAGGAACUGUGUUUAAAUCUGUUGGUCAAUAUACCAAGGCUGAAGAAUACCUUCAAAAAGCACUAGUGAUCAGGAAAGAAGUCGGUGACAAACAUGGAGAAGCAUCAGAUUACGGAAAUCUAGGAACUGUGUUCAAAUCUGUUGGUCAAUAUACCAAGGCUGAAGAAUACCUUCAAAAAGCACUAGUGAUCAGGAAAGAACUCGGUGACAAAAAAGGAGAAGCAUCUGCUUACGGAAAUCUAGGAACUGUGUUUCAAUCUGUUGGUCAAUAUAGCAAGGCUGAAGAAUACCUUCAUAAAGCACUAGUGAUCAGGAAAGAAAUCGGUGACAAACAAGGAGAAGCAUCUGCUUACGGAAAUCUAGGAACUGUGUUUCGAUCUGUUGGUCAAUAUACCAAGGCUGAAGAAUACCUUCAAAAAGUACUAGUGAUCAGGAAAGAAAUCGGUGACAAACAAGGAGAAGCAUCUGCUCACGGAAAUCUAGGAACUGUGUUUCAAUCUGUUGGUCAAUAUACCAAGGCUGAAGAAUACCUUCAAAAAGCACUAGUGAUAAAGAAAGAAAUCGGUGACAAAAAAGGAGAAGCAUCUGCGUACGGAAAUCUAGGAACUGUGUUUCAAUCUGUUGGUCAAUAUACCAAGGCUGAAGAAUACCUUCAAAAAGCACUAGUGAUCCAGAAUGAAAUCGGUGACAAACAAGGAGAAGCAUCUGCGUACGGAAAUCUAGGAAGUGUCUUUCAAUCUGUUGGUCAAUAUACCUAGGCUGAAGAAUACUUUCAAAAAGCACUAGUGAUCAGGAAAGAAAUCGGUGACAAACGAGGAGAAGCAUCUGCUUACGGAAAUCUAGGAACUGUGUUUCUUUCUGUUGGUCAUUAUACCAAGGCUAAAGAAUACCUUCAAAAAGUACUAGUGAUCAGGAAAGAAAUCGGUGACAAACAAGGAGAAGCAGCAGAUUACGGAAAUCUAGGAACUGUGUUUCAAUCUGUUGGUCAAUAUACCAAGGCUGAAGAAUACCUUCAAAAAGCACUAGUGAUCAGGAAAGAAAUCGGUGACAAACAAAGAGAAGCAUCUGCUUACGGAAAUCUAGGAACUGUGUUUAAAUCUGUUGGUCAAUAUACCAAGGCUGAAGAAUACCUUCAAAAAGCACUAGUGAUCAGGAAAGAAAUCGGUGACAAAAAAGGAGAAGCAUCUCCGUACGGAAAUCUAGGAACUGUGUUUCAAUCUGUUGGUCAAUAUACCAAGGCUGAAGAAUACCUUCAAAAAGCACUAGUGAUAAAGAAAGAAAUCGGUGACAAAAAAGGAGAAGCAUCUGCGUACGGAAAUCUAGGAACUGUGUUUCUUUCUGUUGGUCAAUAUACCAAGGCUAAAGAAUACCUUCAAAAAGCACUAGUGAUCAACAAAGAAAUCGGUGACAAAGAAGGAGAAGCAUCUGCUUACGGAAAUCUAGGAACUGUGUUUCGAUCUGUUGGUCAAUAUACCAAGGCUGAAGAAUACCUUCAAAAAGCACUAGUGAUCAGGAAAGAAAUCGGUGACAAACAAGGAGAAGCAGCAGAUUACGGAAAUCUAGGAACUGUGUUUCUUUCUGUUGGUCAAUAUACCAAGGCUGAAGAAUACCUUCAAAAAGCACUAGUGAUCAGGAAAGAAAUCGGUGACAAAGAAGGAGAAGCAUCUGCUUACGGAAAUCUAGGAACUGUGUUUCGAUGUGUUGUUCAAUAUACCAAGGCUGAAGAAUACCUUCAAAAAGCACUAGUGAUCAAGAAAGAAAUCGGUGACAAAGCUGGUGUUGGAGCUUCAUACUUAAAUCUGGGAAAACUUUGUCGAGAAUUUCAACUUACUGCAAAGAGUCAAGAAUUUGCCAAUAAAGCACUUGAGAUAAGUUACGAAAUAGGGGACAUUGAAAUGCAGUUUGAAAGCCACCUUUCCAUUGCUCUGAACGAGUUAGUGGCAGGAGGAAGCAUGACUGAACUUCUUCGAAAUCUGCAUGAAAGCAUUCAGAAGUGCGAAGAAAUGCAUCAUUUUUUAAGAGUGAAAGAUCAAUUCAAAAUUUCUUUUUUUGAUGAACAUGUGUCCCCUUACCUCUUUCUUUGUAGGUUGUUAAUUGCUACAGGCAGUUAUUAUGAAGCUCUUUACGUUGCCGAGCUUGGACGAUCCAGAGCACUAACAGACGUACUUUCAGAUAAGUACUCUGUGGAAAAAGGGGUAUCAGUCGACCCACAGUCAUGGAUUGGUAUUGAGAACAUUAUGAACAAAAAUGCACUUAGUUCUUGUCUUUAUGUUUCCUGCUUCGAUGAUAAUAUGUACUUUUGGAUCCUCAAGCCAAACGAAAUUAUAGUUUUUCGACAAACGAGACUCAAAGAAAGUGCAGAUAAAGUGUUUCUAAAUCAGACAUUUGGUGGCUCUCUUGAUUUACGUCAAGACCAAUGCGAAGAUCGAUCAUUAUUUUCAUGUGUAAGUUCCCCGCUAUCAUGCAAACAAUCUCAGAGUGACAGCUGCGAAUCUUUUCGUCUUAUCGAAGAAGACGAAGACGAAAAUCAAGACUCUAAACCUUUAACCCUUGCUGAUGGUUACAACAUGAUAGUCGCUCCUGUAGCUGACUUACUCCAAGAAUCAGAAAUCAUUAUUAUACCGGAUAACUUGUUGUAUCCUAUUCCUUUUGCUGCUUUAAAGGAUGGUAAUGGAUAUUAUUUAUCGGAUACUUUCAGGAUUCGCAUUGUCCCUUCCUUGACGACUCUUAAGUUGAUUCAGCUUAGUCCAGCAGACUACCAUAGUAAAACCGGUGCAUUGAUCGUAGGGGAGCCAGAAGUUAGUGAUGUAUACUAUCGAGGAAAAAUUCUACAGUUAAACUCACUGCCUUGGGCGAGAAAGGAAGCAGAGAUGAUUGGGCGACUGCUCGGUGUUCAACCGUUGCUUGGAAAGGAUGCAACUAAGCAGGCAGUCCUGGAAAGCAUGCAUUCAAGUCUCAUUCACUUCGCUGCUCAUGGUUAUGCCGAACGUGGAGAAAUAGCUCUUUCCCCUAUAAGCUCCCGCGGAACUCCACACGAAGAAGACUACUUAUUAACGAUGGCUGAAAUUUCACAAGUUCGACUAACAGCCAAGCUGGUUGUCCUUAGCUGCUGUCAUAGUGCAAGUGGUCAGAUUAGAGCUGAGGGAGUUGUUGGAAUCGCUCGAGCAUUUCUAGCAUCGGGUGCACGCGCCGUGCUGGCAGCACUGUGGGCUGUAGAGGACGAAGCUACCAUGUGGUUUAUGAAUCGUUUUUACGAGCACCUUGUUCGUGGUGAAAGUGCCAGUGAAUCUCUUCAUCAGGCCAGGAAGUCGAUGAGAGAGACUGGCUUUUCUGACAUCAUGCAGUGGGCACCCUUUAUGCUGAUUGGAGAUAAUGUGACAUUG
Porites lobata is the source of this 4059-nucleotide messenger RNA. The record is from the annotation of a GenBank genome assembly. NCBI's taxonomy places the organism in Eukaryota, Metazoa, Cnidaria, Anthozoa, Scleractinia, Poritidae.